AUGAAUAGUCAUCGACUCCCGAGAAAGGGUAGAAGAAUGGGACCUAUUAUGGGACAUACAAUGCAUUACAGACGUAUGAUCAUUACACUUCAAUCGAGUUAUUCUAUUCCACCUCUUAGAAAGAAAAGAACUUAA
Molecule: messenger RNA, 135 nt
Organism: Amaranthus tricolor (Joseph's coat)
Lineage: Eukaryota; Viridiplantae; Streptophyta; Magnoliopsida; Caryophyllales; Amaranthaceae
Source: the annotation of a RefSeq genome assembly